Molecule: messenger RNA, 2034 nt
Organism: Adineta ricciae
Lineage: Eukaryota; Metazoa; Rotifera; Eurotatoria; Adinetida; Adinetidae
Source: the annotation of a GenBank genome assembly
AUGAAUUUGACCAUUCAACAACCUAUGCCAUAUCCAUUCUAUAUGAACUCACCGCGUCUACCCUUCUCUAUGCCCUGGUCCCCUAGUCCUUAUCAUUUUCCUGUGUCACCUUCUCAACAAUAUCCUUCCUCAUUUCAAACAUCACCAACACCAUCAUCACCCGUCUCCUACUCUUUGCCAUUCGUUCUCCCACCACAUCAACAGCAUCAUCAUCAUCAUCAUCAUCAGCAUCAAGUUCAGCAACAAUCGCGACCGAAUCCAUCGUCGAAAUCUUUGCAUACAUCUUCUUCUUAUACAAAUACUCGUUAUAAUCACUUGAAACAAUCCACCAGUAAUCAUUUCAAUCGACAACGAUUCUCGGAUACGGCAUCACCUUCACCACACUAUGCCACAACACAUCAACAUCAAUACCGUCCGAUGAAAACUAAAUCUGUCACUGAUUUAUAUCAAUUGUUUCAUCAAAACUCACCACAAUUAUCCAAAGCGCAUUCGUGGCACGCAAUCAACCAUUUUCAACCGACACACGUAAACUAUACGACCGAAAUCCCGAUCAAUCGUACAAAUCUUCCCUCUGUUACACCACCACCACCACCACCACCUCCUCCUCCUCGUCCUUUUCACCAAUUUUCACCCAAACAAAAGAAAAAAUCUCAUAAAAAACAAGUAUCAUCAUCGUUACCAGCGCAAACCUACAAUCACGAUCUCGUUCGUAUAUCCACAUUCGAUGAAAUGCCCAUCAUGGCCAAUCCUCUCUACCAAGAAAAUACAGCUGAUAUGAUUAAAAUUCAGAAGCUCAAUGAAACUCUUCAUCAAAAUUUCACCAAACCACCAUCGCCGUCGAGUUCGAAUAGUAGCCAUUCAUCAUUACAAAAACGCUUGAAUGGUUCAUUACGCAAUGACCCAUUACUAAGUGCUGCGAUAGACGAUUUUCGCCAACUUCGUCAUACACCGAGUCAACCGACAUCGACUGCUUCUCGUCGUCGAGAUUUAAGUCGCGAUAGUCUUUGUUCGAACUCGACUCAUCAUUCAACAUCGUCAAUAUCGCGUAGUCGAAGUCAAUCGAGUUUUACAUCACUUGAGCGUUUACAAAUUCGUCGAAUCAUCGAAAGUUUUAACUCGAAAGAUUCACGACCACUACAAAGUCUUUUGUCAAAUCCGAAAUCAACUGAAGGAAAGAUGACUAAACCAGUAUUAUCAUCAGUAUCUUUGAAAAAGUCAAAAAAAUCAUCUGUCACUGAAGAAUUAGAUCGACAAUUUCACAAAUUACGUUCAGAUAAUCCCAAUCAGGAGUUGAUCUACGUAAAACCAUCGUUAAUUCAAAAGAAUAAAGAAUUAAUUCCAUCAUUGCCAUCAAUGGAUGAACUCAUACGCAAAGCACAAACACAAAAAGUCGACACGUCAGAACUGAAAGAAAUCGAAGAGAAAACUUAUGAAAAUCCUUUUUUAUCAAUUCCUGUUCCACAAAGCAGUCCUAUCCUUUCAGCUAAAUUAAUCAUCAACGAAAAGCCACCCGUAGACAAUAAAUCCGAAUACGCCAUCCCGAAAAAGCCGCUAAACGAAGUUAAUCUUCGCUCAAAUAAAAAAGACGAACACGUUCGUAGUUUUAGCUUUUGUAAACCCAUAAGUGACAUCGUUUACGACACCCAACAAACACGGCCAGUAUCGAUGCUAAAUUGGUUUCAAUAUGGUUUAAGCAAUCCUUUACCAGCAACAUUUCAACCGCACAAAAACUUGCGUUUUCAUGAUAAUCAACACGAUACUUCAAUAGUUAAGGAGAACAUUUACGCGUCUGAUAUUGAUGUUCAUAUUCCAUUGUCGAACGAAAAGGAUUAUCUGCAAAAUUCAACUGUUAUGAAAGACUAUAUCGCAGAUUGUAAACAUGGUUCACAUCAUUCGUCGCUUUUCAACGACUUUUCACGUUUAUUUACACGUUUUGGUAAUCCUAAACAUGAACAGAAAAGUAAAAUGAAAAGCAAACUACACAAAAAUAAUCACCAUCAUGUUAACCACAAUGUACGCUGUUCAAUUAUGUAA